Messenger RNA from Tripterygium wilfordii, 1513 nucleotides. RefSeq names its product zinc finger MYM-type protein 1-like. Gene Ontology annotation, molecular function: protein dimerization activity. Bases 35 to 1513 code for a protein of 492 amino acids. The record is from RefSeq and is a predicted model, not a curated record. Lineage: Eukaryota; Viridiplantae; Streptophyta; Magnoliopsida; Celastrales; Celastraceae. The transcript has 2 exons.
UGAUGAAGCUUAAGAUGAAUCUAAAAGAGAGCAAAUGGCCAUUGUGUUAAGAUUUGUUAAUCGCGAGGGCAUUCUAAUUGAGCGUUUCUUUGAUGUUGUGGGUGUUAGUGAUACUGCAGCAGUUACGCUAAAAAAGGAAAUUUCUAAUAUUCUUAUAAGGUAUAAUCUCCAUGUUCACAUGAUGCGUGGUCAAGGGUAUGAUGGUGCUAGUAAUAUGCGGGGUGCUUGGAAUGGACUUCAAGCAUUAUUUCUCAAAGAUUGUCCAUAUGCAUAUUAUGUUCAUUGUUUUGCUCAUCGACUACAACUAGCAUUAGUGGCAGCAGCCAAGGAGAUGCCUUGCAUUUGGCAAUUCUUUUCACAUCUUACUUCCGCCGUUAAUGUUGUGGUUUCUUCUCCUAAACGCAUCAGUGAGUUACAAUCUGCUCAAAGGGAUGAGAUUGCUCUAAUGUUGGCUAAUGGAGAAAGACAAUCUGGCAGAGGAGCUAAUCAAAUGAGUUCACUACAACGAGCUGGAGCUACUCGUUGGAGCUCUCACUAUGACUCUGUUAGGAGCUUGAUAGAAAUGUAUGGUGCAUCAUGCAAAGUUCUUGAAAAUCUCAGUAAGAAUGGGGCAUUUGGCUCUAUACGUGGGGAAGCUAGUGGUGUUUAUGCAGCAAUUACGACAUUUGAGUUCAUAUUUGUCUUGCAUUUGAUUGAUAAAAUCAUGGGAAUCACAGAUGUACUUCGCCAAGCUCUACAACGUAAAUCCUUGGAUAUCUUGAAUGCUUUGAGGUUGAUUUCAACAACGAAAACUCUCCUUUUGAAAUUAAGAAAAGAUGGUUGGGAUACAUUUUUUGAGAGAGUGAAGUUAUUUUGUUGUCAACAUGACAUUGAUAUUCCUGAUAUGGGUGGUCGUUAUAGAGUGCGUCGUUCUUGUCAACGACAAGAUCCUAUUACAGUUGAACACCAUUAUCACUUUGAUGUCUUCAAUGAGGUAAUUGACUUUCAGUUGACGGAGUUAAAUAGUAGAUUCAACGAGAAAACUAUAGAACUUCUUACACUCAGCUCUGCUUUGGAUCCGAGUGAUUCCUUCAAAGCAUUUAACAUUGAAGACAUAUGUAAUCUAGCAAGUAAAUUUUAUCCUCAAGAUUUUAGUUCACAAGAAAUCCAUGCAUUGAGAUGUGAGUUGGAACAUUAUCAGUAUGAUGUAAUACUCGAUUGUGAGUUUCAAACAGUUUCUACACUUUUCGAAUUAUGUCGGAAAUUAGUUAUAUCAAGAAAGUCACAGAACUAUUAUCUGACUGAGAGAUUGAUUCGUUUAGUGUUAACUCUUCCUGUUUCGACGGCGUCUACAGAACGAGCAUUUUCAGCUAUGAAACUUGUUAAGACAGCACUUCGCAACAAAAUGGAUGAUGAAUUUCUUGCAGAUUGUAUGGUUCUUUACAUUGAAAGAGAACUUGCUGAGAAAGUCAACUUAGAUUCAGUAAUAGAUGAUUUCUAUUCUUUGAAGUAUCGUCGGGCACAACUUCAAUAG